Messenger RNA from Angiostrongylus costaricensis, 678 nucleotides. NCBI's taxonomy places the organism in Eukaryota, Metazoa, Nematoda, Chromadorea, Rhabditida, Metastrongylidae. The record is from the annotation of a GenBank genome assembly.
AUGCCACGGAUACUGACAGGGCCGUGUACACAGAACGAGGGUUCUUCGAAACUGUUCAGUGUGACACCUACGGCUGCUAUUGCGUCUCUGCUCACAACGGCUUCAUUGCUUACGAUACUCGCACUACAGACAAUAAGACUCUCCCAACUUGCUCAAAGAGCUAAAACUAAUAAUGCUCGUCACUUCCAACUUCUUAUAAAUUUAGAGUGCCAUAAGGUCUUAGAGCACCUUUACGCAGAUGGUAUUCCUCCUGAAGAGGCCUCCAUUCCUAGUUGCGAUGUCGCUUCCGAGUUCCUACUCAAACCGACACCUCUGUCUUCUUUCAAUGGCGUCAUGAUAUGGAAGAAGGAAUAUCCAGUGCAAGGAAAACCAUGUACACUGGAUCGUGAUAGAGGAGUGGUCCAUGACACUGUAAAGCCAUCAGUAAGGUACUAUUUCGACUACGAAACGACCGCAUGUUUGGCGUUUGAAUACCUCGGCAGUGGUGGUAACGAUAAUAAUUACGAGGAGAUCUCUGACUGCAUUCUAUCAUGUACUUAUCAGGAUUAUACGGGCUGCCCUGGCAAGUAUCCUGUAGCCCGUGGACCAGACGGUGAACCAUUUAUCUGCGAAAUUCCUCGUACAACAUCUUCUCCAGGUGAAAACGUUCGUAUCAGUAUUGAAGAUGAGACAGAGUAG